CUGUAUAUGAGCCCUUUAGUCACAAAUUCUCCGGGAGUAACGAAGUGGACAAUGUCCUUUCUCGUGACGAUCCUCCUUGGUUCUUAAAUUUCGAGGAAACGAAAGAUGGAUAUUCCGACAUCUCAGCCACUGAGGCAACAUUCAACGAUAUUUCCGGCAACUUCCAGUAUAUAACUUAUCUUACGCCUGAAGGCUCCUUACCGCAAUCCUCACAUUCAGAGUUCUGGGACGUUGGAGGCGACCUGUAUACUACAUUUGUUUUGUCGAGCAGUCAGCCGAAUGAUGGUAUGAUUAGGUUUUGCUGUCGGGACUUGGCCAGAAACACGGCGGCUGUCUUGGGUUUGGGGUCAGCACUAUUAUCAGACUUGGAAGUAGGUUUUGAUGCAGAUGAUGAUGAACACCUCCGCAGACAUGUUCUCUUCCAUAUCGAAGCAGCCUUCGACCCAGCCAUCGAUGAGGCCAUCCGGCGAAUUAACAUGGCGCUAAAGGAGCUUGAUCCCAAUCUUGAGCGAUGCACUACAGAGAUACAGUCUCGUGUGCGUCGAGACUUGAAAGUCCAAUAUGGCUCGGUUUUUUCUCUGUCUCCCUCGGUGCUCCAAGCAUUGCACGAGCGCAAGCUCACCAGUCUCAGUUCACGAACGUCAUUCGAGCUGACACAGAGGGGGCUACGCCUGGAAUUGCCUAUGCUCGAGGUGCGCGAGGUGGAGCUGCUGGAGACGAAGAACGGUGUGCACGUCUACAAGCUAGACGUACCUGGCUUGCGGGAUGUUCUUGUCGAGACGGCGGAGACGCUAAGAGUGCUCUCGCCGAUGACGCUCAUGCUCGCUAUCCUGGAUUUCAAGGAGUACGCUGGCUUUAAUAUCCUCAACGAACUGGGACCGAAACAGGAUAACCACCACCAGGCGUUGGUCUUGCGCCUGCUGCGUGCUGAUAUGACCCAAUACAGAAAGGUUGCCACGCAGGGUAUUGUUCAUGUGCGAAGCUGCUGGGGAAACAACUUCGAGACGUCUAUCCAGACGGUAUACGUGAAAUGAUGAUGUGGAAAGUGGCCAUGGGCUUGGGGUCGGUAGCUUGUGUGAUCUAGGUGGCUACUGAUCGAAAACGAUUUUCUCAGGACGCACCAGAAAGUUCUCCAAUAGUUUCAGCCAUUUACAUUUUUCUCUCCUUCUCUCCACUCCUGCAUAGCUCUAUAUAGCCGCUUUAUUUUCUCUUUCAUACCAUUUUAUAUUUUCCGUAGAGUCUGUCGAUUUCGUGUCAAGCAGCAUGCUGGUCAGCACGGUUAAAAAUGACAGCCUUUUGCAAUGUCGCCACGACACUCAUCCACUUAAUGGAUCCAAAUUUAUAAAAAUAGCCCCUGAAUACCCUCCGAUAACGUACUUACGAAUAUUAUCCAAACCCGCUAGUUAUACAGCACCGUGCUCGAAACGCCAAACAACAGCUCUACAUUUCAUCUAAAACCUCAAGUUGCCAUGCGCAGUUCUACCCUGCCUCGAGGUCGACCAAAACUGAAAAUGACGCCUUCACGGU
Messenger RNA from Serpula lacrymans var. lacrymans S7.9, 1527 nucleotides. RefSeq lists its product as uncharacterized. NCBI's taxonomy places the organism in Eukaryota, Fungi, Basidiomycota, Agaricomycetes, Boletales, Serpulaceae. The record is from RefSeq and is a predicted model, not a curated record. The coding region runs from base 288 to 1034 and encodes 248 amino acids. The transcript is spliced from 2 exons.